AUGACGUCCCAGCCCAGCGCUCUGAUACCUCGGUACAUAGUUAUCCAUCGAGUGGAAUGCCCUGGAUCAACACCAGCCCAUUCUGGUCACCCUGCCACUUCAUCAUAUCAAGACGUUCCACGUCUCUUUGUCGGCGAUAACAAGUUUAUGCCCCUCAGAGGUCGAAUUCUGGAUGAGAAUUCCCAGAUGCGCGCCAAAAAGGACCAUACUAUUUCGUUUAUUAUACACCGCAUCUACAACUGCCUCGAAUACCAUGAAACAGUAUUUGGCGCCUUAAGGGAGGCUUCAGCCAACUCUUCGACACCUGAUCCGAGGUCUCAAUUCUUUCUCCUGCCGACUGAUGCUGAUGAUGCUGUAGCAGAAGGAGAGUCUAUGGAAGUUGUCUCGACGCAUUUGAAAAACGCAAUAGAAGCAGUCAAAGUGGCAGGCACUAAGAAAUCCCCUGUAGACGAGUCAUUGUUACUCGGCUGGGGACGAGAAAGUAGCAUGAUGGCACCGUACCUUCAUUUUUAUCACACUCGGAAUCUGCUGCGCGACUACAUUCCCUACUUACCAGAGCGUCAAAGCAAAGACCUCAUUCUCCUUCUUGAGUAUCUGGACAAGGAAUAUAGCACCGACUAUCAAGAGGCUGAGAACCUUUUUCUUGGCGAUGGGCUUGUAAACAGGAAACACUUUCACAAGCUUUUUGGGCCGAGAGAGAUCAUAGUCACUGUUGAAGAGGGUCACCACGUCGCCAUGGUGUCGAAAUAUCCGCCUCUCCCUGGCUCGAAUCCGAUAAGGCUAGAAUGCGAAAUGUGGAAAUUCAAUGGCCGUUUUGCAAAAGUCAAAAGGAUUGUCACCAUACCCUGGCCAAAGCAUGCCGCGGAGGUAGACAAAGUGCCAAUAAAAUCGCUCAGUAUUUUUCCUCUGAGAUUCGAUCACCAAGUUGAGCAACGCCUUAGGAAACGUGGGGACCUUUUCUGGCAGCUUCGAAACCCGACAUUAAUUCUUUACAAUGCCCCAAGACAGGUUCUCGAGUAUCGAAUGGGAAAUGGCCGAUAUAUGGUUGACAUGGAAACCUAUAGUCGUUUUCACAGACUAAGCAUCCUUGAUGACGUGGUCACUGAGGAUGUUGAAGAGUACCUACCAUUAGAAACCACCGAGUCACCCUCACCUCCUACUGGCAGCUUUACCCUUCUUCUACCACGAGCAACAUAUGGCUUCGGAUUACACGACAAGAAAUGGCGAAAGCUUGCUAUAGAAUACGCAGCCGAUAUAGUCUGGAAGGAGGAUAUGCUUGAUAUGCUGAUCAUCCCAGAGGAUGAGAAGACCAUUCUAAGGGCACUUCUACCCGAAACCAAGGUAUCUCAAGAUGUCAUAGCAAGCCGAGAUCUGGGUAGGUUGAUCAUGUUCUAUGGCGAUUCAGGAAGCGGCAAAACAUUCGCUGCCGAGGCUCUUGCCGAAUCAGCAAGGAAACCAUUGUAUCGAUUAACACCCUACGAAAUCGGUAUAGAGCUUGAGCAAGUCGAGAAUAACAUCAAAGAGGCGUUCUAUCUUGGCGAUAUCUGGAAUGCAGUCAUUCUUUUGGAUGAUUGUGACAAUUUUCUAGGGCACAGGCAAGAUCUAACCUUAUCGGGCAUUUCAAUUGCCUCGAUCAUUCUCCAAGCAAUUGAUAACUACUCUGGUAUAACUGUCAUGACGAUGGAGGGUAGCUUCGGUCUGGACUAUGACGCCCUCCGACACCGAGCACGUGUAGUGUCGUCUUUGCACCUCAAUGAUGAAUCCAGAACCUUGAUGUUGGAAAAGACUAUUGGCACAUUCUACCCCGAUAUAGAACGUAGUUGGAACUUCUCACAUAGAGAGAUUCAGAACAUACGUCGGACAGCAGAGAAACUUGCAUGCUCUGAAAAAGAGCCGUUAAAUGCGUCUCAUUUUUACCAGGUAGCAAAGGUGUUGGCAAUUUCUAGGACUCAAGUAUAA
Fusarium proliferatum ET1 is the source of this 1959-nucleotide messenger RNA. RefSeq lists its product as uncharacterized. The record is from RefSeq and is a predicted model, not a curated record. NCBI's taxonomy places the organism in Eukaryota, Fungi, Ascomycota, Sordariomycetes, Hypocreales, Nectriaceae. The transcript has 5 exons. The coding region runs from base 1 to 1959 and encodes 652 amino acids. Gene Ontology annotation, molecular function: ATP hydrolysis activity; ATP binding.